AGUCAAUUCCAGCAAAAGUUUGAAAACGAUUCAGACGAUGAUUCCAAUAUAUUUCAAAGUUCAUUGGUUCCUAUACGAUUACAAUCAAAUAUCGGAGACCAAAAGAAAAUUUUAUGGCAGAACCCAACACCGUCAUCGCCGCGGUUCUGUCGGCCAAUUCGAAUAAGGUUCCAUCAUGAAACUGCAAAUAUUAUAAAAAAUGAAAUAAAAUAUGUAGAGGACCAAAUAAAACAAUUGACAAAGACACAAGUAUCAAAUUCUACUGGAGUGAUGUAUGUUCGACAUACCUUGUUUCCAACUAUGGUAGAUGCAAAGGUGUGCAAUGCGGCCACGGGUACAACGUCGACCAUGAGAUGCUACAUAUGUGGAAAAACAGCAAAAGAGUUUAACGAUUUUAAAACAACCAAGACGGAAAAUCCUGAAGCACUUAAAUUCGGGCUUUCAACUUUACAUGCGAGAAUCCGAUUAUUUGAGACACUCCUGCACAUAGCCUAUAAAAUGCCUAUUAAAAAAUGGCAAGCUAGGGGUGAAGAUGAAAAAAAUAUUGUCAAAGAAACGAAAAAACGAAUUCUAAAAGAUGUCCCUAAAGCCGGCUUUGGAAAUUCAAACUCGGGAAAUACAGCCAGAAGGUUUUUCAGUGAUCCUGAAACAGCUUCUGAAAUCACAGGCAUCGACAUAGGCCUCAUCCAGAAGUUUAAAGUAAUAUUAGAAGCUAUUUCCUCUGGCCAUGAAAUCGAUGAAACCAAGUUUGCAAAUUUUGCCCAAGAGACCGCGGAACUGUAUGUGAAAUUAUAUGGUUGGCAUCCAAUGACACCCACAUUACACAAAAUCCUCAUACAUGGUAAUACUAUUAUCAAGCAUGCCCUUCUACCUAUCGGACAACUCUCUGAGGAGGCUGCUGAAGCCAGGAACAAACAUUUUCGGUCUUACAGACUCGAUUUUGCGAGGAAGUUCUCAAGAGUGCUGUGCAAUAAAGAUAUUUUCAACAGACUUUUGCUAAGUUCAGAUCCAUUUCUCAGCUGUAUGCGAAAACGGCAAAAACUUAGAAUAAGCCACCCUUUUUUACCAGAAACUGUAAAACUGUUUGUGCAAGUGGGUCCUUAAAAGUUCAAGAGUUGAAUGUGGAAAAUUGUGGGUGUCGAAAUUAUUUUAUGUAGUGAAGCCUUGUAUCAUAUGUAUGUAUUACUAUUUUUGGCAAUAAAUAUUAAAUAUUUAAUUUUUUUUUCACCCUGUAUUAUUACAGUAAAUUAACUAUAUAGUAUUAAAAACAGAAUUUGAAAUGAUCUCAAAUAAAAAAAUGGCAAGAAAUAAUU
Molecule: messenger RNA, 1313 nt
Organism: Hyposmocoma kahamanoa
Lineage: Eukaryota; Metazoa; Arthropoda; Insecta; Lepidoptera; Cosmopterigidae
Exons: 2
Coding region: 271-1104 (277 amino acids)
Source: RefSeq, a predicted model, not a curated record